Thamnophis elegans (Western terrestrial garter snake) is the source of this 3809-nucleotide messenger RNA. RefSeq names its product dihydropyrimidinase like 3 (gene DPYSL3). Gene Ontology annotation, molecular function: hydrolase activity, acting on carbon-nitrogen (but not peptide) bonds, in cyclic amides. The transcript has 14 exons. Gene Ontology annotation, cellular component: cytoplasm; cytosol. The coding region runs from base 352 to 2382 and encodes 676 amino acids. Lineage: Eukaryota; Metazoa; Chordata; Lepidosauria; Squamata; Natricidae. The record is from RefSeq and is a predicted model, not a curated record. Gene Ontology annotation, biological process: actin crosslink formation.
GCCUAUCCCGCCCGGGAUUUCGAAGGGAAGAGACUCGCUGCUCGGCCAGCGCAGUGCGUGCGUGAGCGCAGCUUUGCCCAGCCAAAUCUGCGGCCAGCGCCGGCGCGGGUGUGAAAAGUCCUCGUGGCCACCGCUGCCGCCGCCUCCCUCUCCCUCCCUUCCUCCCAGCAGGCGCUCCUUCUCUCUCUCUCUCUCUCUCUCUCUCUCUCUCAGUCAUCAGUCACUCCGCGCCUGAGUCGAGCCAGCGGCGCCCGGGGAGUCUCCCUCCCUCCCGCCCUUCUUUCUCUGCCUCGCAGACGGAGUCGCCGGCUUGACUUACCCCAGUGACUCCCGCGGUUGCCGGCCUCAGCGAUGGCUUCCCACAGCGGGCGGAGAGGCCGGGAGCGGCCGGAUCCCGCGGCGGCUGCGGAGGAAGAUCUGCCCGUCUACCUGGCGCGCCCGGGCACCGCCGACCAAGUGCCCCGCCAGAAGUAUGGCGGGAUGUUCUGCAGCGUGGAGGGCGCCUUCGAGAGCAAGACGUUGGACUUCGGGGCUCUCAACGUGGGGCAGCGCGGAGCCCGCCGCGCCCCAUCUCGGAACCAGGAACCCCAGCAACAGCAGCAAUCGGAGGCGGAGGCAACCCCGAAGGAGCCCCCGGCCGGCGGCGUGGAAAUCCUCCCCCCCUCAGGCAAACAGCGGCUGCAAAACCUCGGCCACGAGGAUUACAAGAGUGACCGUCUUCUUAUUAAAGGAGGAAGAAUAGUCAAUGAUGAUCAUUCUUUUCAUGCUGACAUUUACAUGGAGGAUGGUCUUAUAAAGCAAAUUGGUGACAACUUAAUAGUUCCUGGAGGAGUGAAGAUUAUAGAAGCCAAUGGGAGGAUGGUUAUCCCUGGUGGAAUUGAUGUCCACACUCACUUGCAGAUGCCCUACAAAGGAAUGACAGCUGUGGAUGACUUCUUCCAGGGGACAAAGGCAGCCCUGGCGGGUGGGACUACCAUGAUCAUUGACCAUGUUGUACCUGAAACUGAAUCAAGCCUGGUAGAAGCUUUUGAGAAAUGGAGAGAAUGGGGUGAUGGGAAGGCUUGCUGUGACUACUCCUUGCAUGUGGACAUCACCCACUGGAAUGACAGCGUCAAGCAGGAAGUGCAGACACUCAUCAAAGAGAAAGGAGUUAACUCUUUCCUGGUUUACAUGGCCUAUAAGGAUUUGUACCAGAUGUCAAACACAGAGCUGUACGAAAUAUUUAGUUUCUUAGGAGAACUUGGUGCAGUAGCUCAGGUUCACGCUGAAAAUGGGGACAUAAUUGCACAGGAGCAAGCUAGGAUGUUGGAGAUGGGAAUAACUGGCCCGGAGGGUCAUGUGCUAAGUAGACCAGAAGAGUUGGAGGCUGAAGCUGUCUUCCGUGCCAUCACCAUUGCCAGCCAGACCAACUGCCCCUUAUAUGUGACUAAAGUGAUGAGCAAGAGUGCAGCUGAUCUGAUAUCACAAGCCCGGAAAAAAGGCAAUGUUGUGUUUGGUGAGCCAAUCACAGCCAGUCUUGGAACAGAUGGAACCCAUUACUGGAGUAAGAACUGGGCAAAGGCUGCUGCAUUUGUGACUUCCCCACCUCUAAGUCCAGAUCCAACAACCCCAGAUUACAUCAACUCCUUAUUGGCCAGUGGGGACCUCCAAGUCUCUGGAAGUGCGCAUUGUACAUUCAGUACAGCACAGAAAGCGAUUGGGAAAGACAACUUCACCAUCAUUCCAGAGGGAACCAAUGGCAUUGAAGAACGGAUGUCUGUUAUAUGGGACAAAGCUGUGGCUACAGGGAAAAUGGAUGAAAACCAGUUUGUGGCUGUGACAAGCACCAAUGCUGCCAAGAUCUUCAACAUGUACCCAAGGAAGGGCAGGAUUGCUGUUGGGUCAGACAGUGACCUGGUCAUUUGGGAUCCCGAUGCAGUGAAAAUUGUAUCUGCUAAAAGCCACCAGUCAGCAGCUGAAUACAACAUAUUUGAAGGAAUGGAGCUCCGUGGAGCCCCUCUGGUUGUCAUAUGUCAGGGAAAGAUCAUGCUUGAAGAUGGCAACCUUCAUAUAACACAGGGCACAGGACGAUUCAUUCCUGGCAUCCCAUUUUCAGAUUAUGUCUACAAGCGCAUCAAAGCAAGGAGGAAGAUGGCUGAAAUGCAUGCUGUGCCAAGGGGCAUGUAUGAUGGGCCUGUGUUUGAUUUGACUACCACACCUAAAGGAGGUACCCCUGCAGGUUCUACUCGGGGUUCUCCUACUAGGCAGACAGCACCUGUAAGGAAUCUUCACCAGUCUGGAUUUAGUUUAUCAGGUACUCAGAUUGAUGAAGGUAUUCGCUCGGCCAGCAAGCGCAUAGUAGCCCCUCCUGGGGGGCGUUCCAAUAUAACAUCUCUAAGUUAAACUUCCAGUCAUUGAGAAAAGAAAGAAAAUGGAAAACCAUUAUUUGGGAAAAACAGCAAUGGUACCUUGAUAUUUAAGAAAAAAAGAGCAAUGGAGAAUUCAGAUUUUGAAGAAUCAAUAAGCCUCAAGCCUUAUGUUUCAUAAAAUGCUACUCGCUACCUAGCUUUAAAAAAAUAUUGCGGGUUUCCUUUUUUGUUUAUUCAUAGCCUUAAUAUUUUCCCCAUUUUUUUUUACAUGCAUGCAAAUCUGACAGGUGAUUAAGUUAAAAUAUGUAAUUGUACACAGUGAGUGCUUGUGCAAGGAACUCGUAAGAAAGGGGCUGGAGAAAAGAGGGAGUGGCAUGAGCGAGCUCUUUAGCCAGGGUGCUUGUGCAAAAUCAACCCAGGAGUUUAGUAUGGGGAGGGGGGGCAGAAGACGGUGGGCCAAGGUAGUGGGAGGUGGAUUGGGGGAGGGGGGGCAGUAGAUCUUUGUAUUGUGUCCAUGUUCUUCUGUUUCCACUCAGUGCUGACGAGACAAAGAUGCCUCAAAACAAUCAUGAGGCUGUUGGAAAACUCAAAUCAUCUUUGUAGUGGCUCUGUUGUAUCACAUUUUCCUGUUAGAAACUUUAUUACUUCGUACAUUUUAUUGAAUAAAAAAUUGAAAGACAUUUUCUUUCUAAUUGACUUGCUUCGACAAAGUAAUGUGUGUCUCUUUCAUUUCCGUUCCUUUGAGACAAAGCGGGGUGGUGGUGGUGGAGGAUGCGAUUCUGAAUUGCAGGAAAACACAUCCAAUUAUCUUAGGAUUGAUAGUCACAUUAACUUAUUUAAUGCCCAUCCAUGAUGUCUGUUUUCACAUCACAUAAAGUUAUUAGUGACUCGCCCAGGGAAGUUGUAGCAUCUUCUUUGCUCGGGAGGGCAUGAUGGUUAUUCUUUCAGUAUUUUCAUUUCUCCCUCCAACUGUGGAAGAGUUAAGAGCAUCCUGGGUGUCUUUUGAUUUUGCAGAGCUCUCAAAUCAGUAGAAUUGCCACUUCAGUUUUGAAGUUUGAAAAGAUUGUCUAAGUACAAGUUUUACCUUCCUCCUUUGUAUAACUUCAUUGUCCAUCAGUUGUUGGUUACCAUUUCUACAGCAAUGGAAUACACAUUUUAAUUUGCUCUGAGAGAGUGUGUUUAUUUUGGAAAGCACUUGCUUUUAUUUAAGUAAGCAAGUACCAAGCAAAGUAAAAACAACUUUACUCAUCUUCCAGUUUCUCUCAUUUUUCCUGCCAUUAGCAGAGCAACACUUUGAAGGGAAGAGUUCUUUAAAAAAAAACACUUGAAAGCAUGCUAUUACAAUAAAACAGAUUUUCAUCCACCCACUUACAACGGUCUACACCUGAAUAUUGUCCUAUAUAUUGUCAAAUACAUCUCUUCAAAAUCUUUUGAAUAUCUCUGACCUGUAUACAAAGGUCG